GGAAAUGAGAGUUGAAUAGGUGAUUCAGGGUUUAGGGAAAGAGCAUAUUUUUGUUUUUGCAGACAGUGAUUAAAGGAAAGGUUUUUCUGACAGAAUAGUCAAAAGAAAUCAUAAUAGAAGUAUUGUGGGGUAGGUUUGUUUAGAACAGAAAUUAAAGACCAAAUUUUCUGAGAGAAGGAAAGAACACCUGCAAAUGAAAUGCUGUUCCUGCAGCUUCCGUUGCUAGCAGUUCUCCUCCCAGGUGUUGACAAUAAAGAUGACUUCCAUGAGCCAGCAUCCUUCCGAAUCAUCCAGAUCUCAUCCUUUUACAACCAUUUUUGGAUACAAAAUCUGGGCUCAGGCUGGUUGGGCGAGUUGCAGACUCAUGGGUGGCAGAGCAACUCUGGCAAUAUCAUUUUCCUGUGGCCCUGGUCCAAGGGUAACUUCAGCAAUAAGGAUUUGAUGGAACUGGGAAAGUUAUUUCAUAUGUUCUCCACUGGAUUUCUUCAGGCAUUUUGCAACCAUGCCAGUCAAUGGCGUUUUGAAUAUCCCUUUGAAUUACAGGUGGUAGGAGGUUGUGAUCUGCACUUUGGGAAAGGUUCAGUAGGCUACAUGCGGGUUGCUUAUCAAGGAUCAGAUUUCCUGAGCUUCCAGAGCAAUUCAUGGUUGCCAUCUCUGAAUGGUGGAAGUAAGGCUCAGCAUGUCUGCCGACUAUUCAAUUCAGACCAAAUAACCCUGGAAAUAAUACACAGGCUCCUCAGUGACACCUGUCAACGUUUCCUCUUGGGACUUCUUGAUGCAGGGAAGUCAUAUCUCCAGCGACAAGUAAAGCCAGAGGCCUGGCUGUCCACUGGCCGCAAUCCUGGUCCUGGGCGUUUGAUGCUGAUUUGUCACACUUCUGGCUUCCACCCAAAGUCUAUUUGGGUGAUGUGGAUGAGGGGUGAGCAGGAGCAUCCGGGCACUCAGCGAAGUGACAUCUUGCCCAAUGCUGAUGGGACAUGGUAUCUUCGGGCGUCCUUAGAUGUGCAAGCCACUGAGACAUCUGACCUGUCUUGCCGGGUGAGACACAGCAGUCUAGAAGGCCAGGACAUCAUCCUCUACUGGGAACAUCACAGCUCCAUGGGCUUUAUCUUCUUGAUCUUCUUGAUAUUGCCCCUGGUGCUUCUGACAGGUCUGGCCUUUUGGCUUAGGAAACGUGGGACGCACUGUGAAUUUCCAAGGACAUGUCUCCCUUUGGAAUGAGAUCCCAGCAUUGCAGGGGCUCAAAGAUUAGCCCUGAGCUAACAUCUGCUACCAAUCCUCCUCUUUUUGCUGAGGAUGACUGAUCCUGAGCUAACAUCCAUGCCCAUCUUCCUCUACUUUGUAUGUGGGACGCCUACCACAGCAUGGCUUGCCAAGCGGUGCGAUGUCCGCACCCAGGAUCCGAACUGGUGAACCCCAGGCCGCUGAAUCGGAACGUGUGCUACCCCACCAGGCUGGCCCCUCCUCCCUGUCUUUUUAAUAUUUGUAUCCUUGGCAAAGUCUUACCUGCAUGUAGUAUGUUCUCAAUAAAAACCUGUGUUGAAUUUAUGCCAAA
This is a messenger RNA of Equus caballus (horse), 1555 nucleotides long. RefSeq names its product CD1a7 molecule (gene CD1A7). Gene Ontology annotation, cellular component: external side of plasma membrane. Gene Ontology annotation, biological process: antigen processing and presentation, exogenous lipid antigen via MHC class Ib; positive regulation of T cell mediated cytotoxicity; antigen processing and presentation, endogenous lipid antigen via MHC class Ib. Lineage: Eukaryota; Metazoa; Chordata; Mammalia; Perissodactyla; Equidae. The record is from RefSeq and is a predicted model, not a curated record. Gene Ontology annotation, molecular function: exogenous lipid antigen binding; lipopeptide binding; endogenous lipid antigen binding.